Messenger RNA from Amoebophrya sp. A120, 12540 nucleotides. Lineage: Eukaryota; Dinophyceae; Syndiniales; Amoebophryaceae. The record is from the annotation of a GenBank genome assembly.
GGUGAUGUGUGUCCGUUUGACUCUUGUUGGUUUCCGCUUCCACACUUCCUCCAGAGGCUUGAGAUUUAUUUUAUAGCAGAAGCUACUCUAUGUCCGAGUCCGAUUCCCCACCCAUCGUGUAUUUUUCACUCGUACUAAACACUUGCCAGCAUUGUGAGCGAAAGCGCGAGUCAGUUGUAGUUCCAUUUGAAACUUACAAUGUCAGAGCAUAUGAAUGCAAGGUCGAUAAUGCUACAAGGUCAAGGUGCUCCGGCCGCAGGAUGCCGGUCGUCUCCUCGUGUUUGCUGUAAAUUCGCAGGGUGAGAGGGAAAUAAAUUCCGGCCGCGCCGUGUUCGCCUCUACCCUCUCCAAGUAUCGUGUACCUGCUGAUAGGAGCAAAUGAAUGGGAGCGGAAAAGCCUGACGAAGACAAUGGAAGAAGAAGAAGCGAAAGCCGGGUCCUCAUAGCCUCACUCGCGUUCUGCUAGGCAAAGUAAUACCCCCGAUCCGGUUGUCCAGCCCUGCGCUGCAGGUGUCUCACCCGCUUUGCUUUCGUCCUGGCACAAGGCGGCAUAGUGCGAGUGGUUGAGUAGGCUCAUCAGCGCUUCGGAAGCCUGAGCACAGUAAGAAAGUAUCUUGACAAGAAUCGAAUCCAGGCCGAGGCGACGUCUUCUGGGCAGACGCACGACUUCUAUCCACUCUCUUGCUCACAAAGGGAACCACCACAAGGAGUUUGACAAGACCGUACACGAUUAAGGAGCACACCUCCACUUCUGCUAUGGAUCAUGAGGCGGGAAGGCAGGAGAAAGACAGAGAGGUGGCUGACACUGUCUUUCAACGCGUUCUGCACCACGACCCUUUUUCAUUCCUCAAGUAGUUCGAGUGCGUAACUGGACCUCUGCGUUGUCUUUAGUACCAGUACCAAGACAGCGACAAUGGGAAUGUUCAUCGGGAAGAUGCAGUAUGACUUUGAAACAUCUACUGGUGCAGGAACCGAACGUAGGUAAUUUUGUUUCGACUUUUUGUCGUAGUUGAAGUGAAUUGAAGUGUUAAUGAAUUGCGGUAGUACCAGACAGAACAUGAACUUGAACAGCAAGAGGCACUUCGAGAUAUCAUGAGCACCCAUUAAUUUGCAUGCGAACCACUUUAGACCACUUUGACUUUUCUUUUGAUGCUAGACGUCCGGGUAGUUUUGCAAAGUCAUACGUAAGAGCGGCGUGCCGCUGAUGCCGCGGCCAUGGAGCGCAUGGUUGAGUACCUCGAGGGGGAGAAGUGCCCUGAGUACCUUACCGCCGCACACAAAAUCUCCAUGGGGCUGCAAGAAGCCGAGGAGGAAGACGAGGAAGAGUAUUGAUGCUUUAUUUGUAGUUUCUUUGAUGAUUAUAUCGAGUAGUACCAAAAAGCAAAACGUCACCACUUCAAGAUUGAUACGCUCAAGAUCUGCAAUGAAGAGGUUCGCUGAAAAGGGUUUUAGUUUCACUUGCGCUAUACUAGGCCGCAUGCCAAGAAAUUGAAGGUAUGAGCACUCCUAAAAUUUCGUACGCAGGUUUGAAGAUGAUGACACCGCGAAGAAGUACCAGCUGGCUACGCGACGCAAACAGCAAUAGAGGAACAGCUCAAGCAGGUGAAAAUCAAAAUCCUUAAUACAAGGAAACAACUUAUGUCGCGCAGUGGGAGGGUGAACGAGUGGACGGGGGGGAAAGAAAAACGCCAGAGGGGCAAGGGAAAAGAUUUUUGAUGCAGGGCGGGGCCAGGCAUCUGCGCCGCUUCUUGCUGAAAGAACGAAGGCGGAGCGCCAUGGCGCCCGUGGUUCCCGUCGUUGUGCGAGCGCGAGGGCCCGCCCGCCCGCACUGGGCGCGCGUUUGCUUGGCGGCAAGCCUUAGGCCCAAGCAACAACGCAAAGCGCGGCAGCAGGCGGCCGCCAGUGGACGGGGGAACAGGCCGCGCCAUGCGAGGCUGUGGCGCGUGACGCCCCGCCCGCGCGUUUGCGGUGUGGCCCGUUCGUGCCGCCUGCCUGUGUGCCCCGCCCCUGUGCGCCUUCGUGCCCCCCGCCCUUCUCCCGCGCGCAGCCUUGCAGAACGGGGGCGCGCUGGGGCCCCUGCCGCGCGCGUGGAUGGAGGACGGGCGCCGGGGCGGGGCAUUCAUACAUUGCCCUCCAGGCGCAGGGGCCCAUCACCCUCCCCCAGCACCCCCGGACAACAACGGCGCCCCCCGUGUUAGCCCGCAUGCAAUCUGUUGUGCCCCCGCCUGCUUCCCUCGCGCGCACCCUCCAAGACAGAGACGGCGGAUGGUGGCGCCCUCUGCCGGCCUCUUCGUGAACAGAGGGAGGACGCCGGGGAAGGGUGGUGGGCAGCUGCUCGCCUGCAAGCCUGGCGCUGGGGCGCGACUUUCCCUUCGCGAACAGAGCAGGGAGGGCGCCGGGGGAGGGUGGUGGGCAGCUGCUCGCCUGGUGAUUGGCCGCCGGUGGCGUUCCCCACCCAACGGCGGCGCACGCUUUUUCAGUGCGUUUCCAGCUGGAAAUCCAGCUGGAAACAUUUGGAAAAGGCAUCUGCAGCGCAUUUCCACCUGGAAAUGCAGCUGCAGACGCCCUAUCAAUGCAUUUCCCACCUGGCCUGUUCAAAGUGUUUCCAGCUGGAUUUCCAGCUGAAGAGGCCUGCUCCAUACAUUUCUAUCUGGGAGUCCAGCUGGAAACACUUUGAGAAGGCAUCUGCAGCGCGGGAAUUGCUGCAAUUUCAGGCGAAGCAAGACACCUCAAGGCAUAUCCAGGUGGAAGCUCGGGCGGAGAUGUCUAAGGGCAUUUCCAGGGGGGACGUCGGGGCUUUUCGGUUUUUUUCCCCGAGUUGCUGUGUUUAGCACAGCUAUUCUGGCUACCCGGGGAAGACAAUGGCCUAAUGGGAAGGCAUUGGGGUAAGUGGGGGCUACCGGUCUAGUGCCAGGAUAUUGGGGCCGAAUGAUAGAAGUUUGCUUCUUUUUAGUAGUUGGCGCGCUCAGCAUAGCUCUUCUGGCUACCCGGGGAUCGGGUUUUCAGUACGAUAUUGGGAGGGUAUCAGGAUAGUGAGAGGAUAUUUUUUUUUCCAGAGUUGCCGUGUUUAGCACAGCAAUUCUGGCUACCCAGGAGAAAGAUUUCCAAUAGGAUAGUGGGAGGAUGUCUUCAGGAUAGUCGGAGGAUAUUGGCAACGGAUGGGAAAAGUUCGCUCUUUUGCCCGAGUUGCCGUGUUUAGCACAGCAAUUCUGGCUACCCAGGGGAAAGAUUUCCCAGGAGGGUACUGGGAGGGUAUCAGGAUAGUGAGGGGAUAUUGGCAUAGUGGGAAGGUACGGGCAAGGGGAGGGAAAUUUUGUUUGUUUUUCCCGAGUUGCUGUGUUUAGCACAGCAAUUCUGGCUACCCAGGGGAAAGAUUUCGCAGUAGGACAGGCGACAAUCCACGCACAGCUUGCAGGGAUGCGAUCGCCGCCUUCGGUCUUCGGCCGCCUGAUCGCGUUGCUCUCCAGCUGGGCUGCAGUUUUUUUUUCCUUAGAAAUUUCAUUAAGGAAGCGCCACGCGAUCGCGCAGAUCCGAGCGACCCUGCAAAAUAUUUUGCGUCGCAAAAUACCUUGGAGCUGGAAAAUAUUUCGAGCUGGGAAAUAUUUCGACCCGGAAGAUAUUUCGGCCCGGAAAAUAUUUCGACCCGGAAAAUAUUUCGACCCGGGAAAUAUUUCGACCCGGAAAAUAUUUCGAGCCGGAAAAUAUUGCGACCCGGGAAAUAUUUCGACCCGGAAAAUAUUUCGAGCCGGAAAAUAUUUUGAGCUGGAAAAUAUUUCGAGCUGGAAAAUAUUUCGAGCUGGAAAAUAUCUCGAGCUGGGAAAUAUUCCGAGCUGGGAAAUAUUUCGAGCUUGAAAAUAUUCCGAGCUGCAAAAUGGCCGCUGGCCGUUGGCCGUUUGCGAUUUGGCCGUUGGCCGUUUGCGAUUCGGCCGCUGGCCGUUGGCCGUUUGCGAUUUGGCCGUUUGCGAUUUGGCCGUUGGCGGUUGGCGGUUGGCCGUUUGCGAUUUGGCCGGUGGCCGCUGGCCGGUGGCCGUUUGCGAUUUGGCCGUUGGCCGUUUGCGAUUUGGCCGUUGGCCGUUUGCGAUUUGGCCGUUGGCCGUUUGCGAUUUGGCCGUUGGCCGUUUGCGAUUUGGCCGUUGGCCGUUUGCGAUUUGGCCGUUGGCCGUUUGCGAUUUGGCCGUUGGCCGUUUGCGAUUCGGCCGCUGGCCGUUGGCCGUUUGCGAUUUGGCCGUUUGCGAUUUGGCCGUUGGCGGUUGGCGGUUGGCCGUUUGCGAUUUGGCCGGUUGCCGUUGGCCGUUGGGCGGUGGGCGAUUUCGCAAAUCGCGACAGCUUUGGAAAGUUUCAAAAUUGUCAAAAAAUUUCCGGCGUGGGCGAUUUUCCUCCCCGUCGCAAAGUUUUAACUCGCGCAGCUCAGCAAUAGGAGUUAUAGAUACUUCUAUUGCUGCAGUUCGUUGCAAAUUUUCAUUGUGUUUGUUAGCAAGUUAAUAUCUAAAAAGAAUUUUUCUGCGAAAUUAUUGCCCUCGUUUUGCGGUUUUCUCUUGCAUAGCGGAGCUUGCCGGGUUCGACGCAGAAGAAGAAGCUACGGCUUGCACUUUUUCUUGGGCUACUAGUUGAGACCAUGAGUUUUUUCUCUGCACGUAAACCAAUUAACGCAGUAACAGCAGGCCCUGGUCUUUGGCGUCUAUGCGUGAAAGAAAGUGCUAAGAUCAGGAUGGAGUGGUUUGUUUUGCAAAGUGAGACGGAGAUGACCUGACCGAGUAUAGAAAAAAGCAGAUUGCAUUUCAACCACCUACAAGCAGAGAAUCGUUCUUGCAUUCGUCAUCGUUUCGUAGCCCAACUUUUCAAUCUCACACCGCAAGACGAAGACGACGAGGCACUGGUGAAGGAUCUAGAUCACGACGACAGUAAGCCGAAAGACGACGAGGGGGAGCCCCGGCCUGAUUACCCCUUGCACGAAGCGGCGGCCACCAAUAGCUACUACAAAGUGGUGCACUGUCUGCGGAACACGCGUGUGAGUAUCGAGCUGAUCAACCCAGAAGGCAAGACAGCGCUGUACAUAUGCUGCGAACUAGGAAAUCCGCUCACCGUCGGUCUGCUGCUGCAGUCAGGUGCAACUGUUUGAAUUUCGCAGAGGAGGUGGGCGUUUGUUGCUUUCUUAUUGUCGAAGUGGAUGUAAAUUCCUGAUUUGGCACGCAAGGGAAUAUCUGUAUUCCAGAUUUUGAAAGCCAAAGGAGCGCUACGACUGAAACUGCACUAAGCAGAAGCGGAACGUUUGUCCUUCUCUCGAUCGAGCAUGCUUUUUGGUCGACGCGAAAAGUUUUUUCCUACCAUUUCCAGGUGCGAAGACCUACCACAAGACAUCUUUCGGGUGGGUUCCGAUGCACGUGGCAGUUUUCUGCGGGCAUACGCGUGUGGUGGAGAUUUUGAUCGAGAAAAAUGCGGCAACGAAUCCGCGCGAUAACAUGGGAGUGACGUAUCCAUUUGAAUGAGUUGGUUAGGCUGGCCAGAAAAGGUAGACAGCACUUACUUUUCUUGAUAAAGUUGAAUCCCGAACCUGGGAAGGCGAAGAUAAUGAAUCUUGGUAGGUCGAUGUCUCACACACUGUCCCUGGCUCGUCUAACGAAUUUUCGAAUUUGAUGACACGCCACUCAUGCUAAUCGCUUCCUCAUUUCGUCUAUAUCGAGACGAUUUCAUGACGCGGGCGGACCGUACCGCACGAGAGCGCGCGAAGGCGCGAUACUUUGUUAUGCUCUGCAAACUUAUUCGGUCGCGGAUGCAUGAUGAAUAGAAUAGAAUUUGCUACGCCGCAACCUUCACCUUCAGGUGCGCGACAGUUACUGCGUUUUCCCUUCUCGGCAGUUGCAGUAUCCUGUUUGUGAUACUGCGAAAGGCAUAAAUAUAUAUGACAUUUGUUCCAUGUGGCUCCGAAGUUUUUGCAAUGCAUACGUGACUACGAGGUGCAGAAUCGCCUACUGCAAACGUACGGGCCGAAGAUUGAUCCGGUGAAGACGCUGGAUGUGCUGUGUAAGCUUCGCCACGGGUACGAAGUGUACGAGGAGUACGAGCGGCCGCGGGUGCUGACCUUCUGGGAGAAGCGCCAGGGCAUUUCGCCUUUCGAGCUGGUCCGCCGCAAGCUAGACUACCAGGAGGAGAAGCAGAAAGCCAACGUAUCAAGGUGAACUGUGCAUUACAACUCCCAGCGGAAAGCGAAGUGUUUGUAUAGUGCAAAGUUCUUUCUUCAUCGACGAUUCACCCAAAAAAUAAAAAACGAAGAACUUUCUGUCUUGUAUACAUGGGAAUGAGCAGGAGAACUGCACCUUCUUCGAGAUGAAUUCGAGUGACCCCAAAAUCCCACCCUGGAGUCGUAGGGGCACACCUUUGCCGAAUGAUACAACGAGUCGGUGAACCGGUACUGGGAGUACUCGCAGCACCGGGUGGAGCUUAUCCUGGUGCGGUCGCUGGAGGGUCGCGGCAUGAACAAGCUGGACCCGAAUCUGUGCGAUCGCAAGGGCCGCACCGCGCUGAUGUACUGCUGCUCGGACGGCUAUCUGAACAUCAUCAGUCGCCUGAUCGCCCUGCGCGCGCAGAUCGACCGGAAAGACAACGUGGGGCAGACCGCGCUGUUUGCCGCCUGCAAGAACGGACAAACGCAGUCGCUGGCGAUGCUGCUGUGCGCCGGGGCGAAGGUGGAGGUGCACGACGCCUUUUUCACCUUUCCGCUUCACGUGGUCGUCGACUGUACGUGUGUGAAAUCUUGAGGCAGACGGGAAGGGCAAAAUUUCGACACUCGUUGGAGAUUUACAUUUGCAAACGGAAUGUCUGGACUUGCAUAUGAUGUGUGGGGAGGUCCACAGUAGGAAACGUAACGUUUCUAGGUUUUUCUUUUUUCGGUCGUCCUGCAUGCUCGUUGGAAGCGAAGUUCUCAUCUGCUUCAAGAUUUCACUUGGACAACUCCAGGGCACGAGCAAAUGGCUAACAUGCUGAUUCGGAUGAGCGCGUCUGUAAACGUGUACGACUCGCUAUGAGACGAAAAAGCUGUAUCACUGCUACAUCAAGCGCCCUCCUGUCUUUGCAUUGUUGUAGCAUCUUCAGCGAAUGCUAACGCACUUGCACCACCAGACUUUGCAUCGAUCGGGCGGAAGCGGGACUAAGAUGCUGAUCAUGAUGUACGAAAAUUCCAAAUGAGGAGAUGAAGCUUCAUGUGCCUGAUGAAGGUUCUUCUCCUCCGUUUGAUUUUCGCAUUUUCCUCCCGCAACAGUAUGUAACACAAGCUGAGGUCGUAGUGCCGAUGCAGUUUUUUUCUGGGAUACCCGCAGGGGCGGUCACCCCUGAUGUUUGCGAUGGACACCAGGAACGGGAAGAUCGUGCGGCAGAUUUUGGAGGAGCAUCCCGAGCUGGAUGUGGUGGACGGGCGGGGAUGGAACAUCUUCAUUUACGCCGUGCAGACGCAGCUGCUCAAGGAGCUCGGCGAGGUGCUGCUGGGUUUCGGCGACGAGAUUAAAAACGUCACGGGAUGGAAGGACCCGCAGGGCAUGUGCGCGCUGCACUACGCAUUUUUGCAAAAGUCCCGCACUCGUGCAGUAAUUCUGAUGGUGCAGUUCGAUCAUGCUGGAUCUGGAAUAGUUGCAACUUGUAUAUGCCAUGCAGUAUGAUAACUUGUAUUGCAAAAAUUUGAAUAUGAAUUUUCACGAAUUGUGCGUUACUUUUGCAGGGGAUAGGCGCCACGCCGUGACGAUGGGUAGUUUCGCGGAGGUGGAGCUGCUGACCCGGAUUUUGCCGAACGUGACGCAGGGUGACUGCAACGACAACACGUCGCUGCACCUGGCCUGCCAGGAGGGAAACGGGCAGAUCUUGCGGCACCUGCUGGAGUUCAUCUUCACGGACUCGGUGGCCUACGUGAUCGAGGAGGCGGAUGAGGAGGUGGCGGCCCGGAAGAAGAUGCUGGAGGAGCAGCGGGCCACCGCGCAGGCGGAGCUGCGGUCGGCCUACGGGACGAAGGUAGAGCCCAUCAAGACGGUGAAGUUCCACGACUUUGUGCGCAAGAAGAACGAGCGGCGGAUGCGCAAGAGUAAGGCCGAGCUGGAGCUGGAGCGGCAGCUGAAGGAGCGCGAGGAAGCGGCGCUGGGCCAGUCUUCGGACGCUGCCCGGCGGUUGUCGGAAAUGACCGUCGAUUUCCGCAACGUGCAGGAAGAAACGCCACUGCUGCUUGCCUGCAGCCGCGGCAACAUGAACUGCGUACUGCUACUGCUCGAUCGCCGCAACCCGUAUGCAAUGUUGAAAACUGAUGGUGUUGUUUCUCCGCAGGAGGGGGUGAAUGUUAAGUCGAUUAUGCAUAUCAUUUUCAUCUGCUAUUUGGUGGUCGCAGCCAGCACGCGCCGGUUUUUUGCAACACGCGGCUGCACAAGCAAGCGUUGCAGCUUCUUAUAUGUCCUUGACUGACAACAUGCAGCUGCACUACAACAGGAAAAAAGUGAAAGAAUACUUAAUCAAUAACCGUAAUGCCGCAAAGUCAUGCAUGUUAUCGGACAAGAACGAACCCGUCCGGGGAGAAGAGAACGAAAAGCAUUUCCACCUUGAUACCCGAGUGGUUGCCGACGCGAGUGCGGUCGACCGCAAUGGGAAGAACAUGCUGCACCACGCCUGCUCCGGACGAAACUUGGAUUUGGUGAACCUGCUUUUAGUCAACAAGGAUUGCACCAGCCUGUUUGGUAUGCAUUGCAAAAAUGUCUGGGUCUGGAAGGAUGGAACUUGUCAUGCUAAGUCUGGAUAGUACAAAAAAUUGUGUUGCGUGAUUACCAAAAGCUGUCCACGUUUAAACAAGUUUAGCGGCAGUUUGUCAUGCAGGAUAGACAUCAUAGAGUCUUCGCAGAACCUGUCAUGCUAGGUCCUGCAUUGCAGACCUCAUGGGGCAUCGAAAAUGUGCAUGACAAGUUUGCACUCUUCCAGACCCAGACAUUUUUGCAUUUGAUAUUUGGCACGCCCAACAAGCACCUGGCCUUCGAAUCGAUCGACGUGAACGCGCAAACCAACGACGGGACCACGGCUGCGAUGAUCGCGGCGCGCGACGGAAACUGGUCGUUGAUCCCGGGACUGGUGCUCGCGGGCGCUAGUUUGAACAUGAAGGACAAGGAUGAGUACACGGCGCUGCACUGGGCCUGCCACGAGGGAGAAACGGCCUGCGUGGCCACGUUGCUGGACUGCAAGGCAAACCUGAACGAAGUGGACGCCGCAGGGUGGACGCCCAUGCACCUGGCGACGCACGUAUGGGAUUGAAGGAGGAUUUGAUGAUGUCAGUCUAGGGAGUUCGGCACGACAAUGGAGUCUUUUUGGCAUGUUUCGAAGAUGCAGAAGGCAAAAACAUGUGAUUGUGUACUUACAGUGAAUUGUGUGAAAUCCAAUUCCAAAAGCAAAACACAAUUUACCGGUAACGCCGUGUCUUUUGAGCAAUGAGAGGCCCGACGACCAGCAAGCCGAGUGCGCUCGUCGAACUUCCAACCUUGACAGAAACUUCCUUUCGCUUUCAUACCGGGUGGGUUGCAACGACGCGGCACAGCUGCUAAUCGACAUGGGGGCAGACCUAAACCGGAAGACGGCUUCGGGGCAGACAGCCUACGACCUGGCGCGAGAGGGGGCGCACGCGCAAUUGAUCGAAAUGGACGUGGAGGACGGAAACUUUCGAGCGCUGGUCGACAUUAUCUGCGACGGAAUGCGGGAUCAUGAUCUGACCCGCGGACUCACGUCGAAACAACUGCUGAAUGGCGUCGAUGCAGACGGUAUUUCUCUACUUACUUGCUUCUCUGGCCCUGCACCACUGUCGUGCUUUUCUUGAGAGGCUUUUCUUUGCUUUGUUCGCAGCAGCGAAGGAAGUAUCCGUAGCGUCCACUGACGAAUGGAUCUUCUCUUUGCCGAUGUCGUUUUCCUUCGCCAGUGAUUGACGCGAGUACAACCAUACAUAGAUAGGAGAACUUGAUCCAGGUCAAGAAACGAUCGUUCGCAAAAGAAAACUCAAUCCCACUUCAGGUAGCAUCAUCCUGUCUCUGCUGCAUGGAAGGCAUCUUGCGUGCCCCGGGGUGGACAGCGCAUCGUUGAACACUUACGCCUAUCAAAUGUAAAAAUGUCUGGGUCUGGAAGAUUGCCAGGUUUGUCAUGCACAUUUUGCAUGACUCCUGAUGUCUGUGAUGCAUGCCCUAGCAUCACUGAUUUUGUGAGGGCUUCCUGAUGCCUAUACCGCAUGACAAAUGCUCUCUCCGUGUAGCAAAACUUGGAACCUCUCUGCUGCUCAUGCAAUACAGAUUUUUUUAGAAUCCAAAAUCAGCAUGACAAGUUGCAUUCUUCCAGACCCAGACACUUUUGCAUUUCAUAACGCCUACUUGCAGUUUGCCGCCAACCCUGACGAAAACAGCGAGAUCUGCAUAUAUCCUUUGGAAAAAGUUAGUUCUCUAGAAGUCAAGUCACCUUUCAGGUAUUGAUAUCAACAUGGGAUCUGCAUGUGGUUUCUUAUGACACGGAAAAAAUCGAUACAAGAAGUUAGAACGAAAUCAACUAUAAACACGUAUAAUAUGUCAUAGUCAUCUGACUUGAGCCGGUAACGACUUUUCCUAUGGACCCAUCGAGUAGUUGUUGUCUGGGGAACCCGAAUCCGGUGUGGAACGAGACGUUUUCGUUUCAGUUGAAGAAGCUGACCCAGUUUUCCUUUCUGAGUAUCCACUUUCUGGGCUAUCCUGAGUAAAAACGUCCCCACACCAGAGUUGUAAUGCAGACUUGCAAAGACAGGAAGACUUGUAACGCGCAUCCCCAUGAGAGCCGUUUCCAAUCGUGUUUUGGAAUUUGUGAUGCUGUGAACAGGAUGAGCAGGCGAAUCUGUGACGCGGCUGCACUUGCUAAUCUGCACUACACUGCAGAGUGCAACUUGUCAUGCAUGACUCACAAAACUCCUAGGCUUGUGUUGCAAAAUCCCCAUCCUGACUCUGGUGUGGGUACGGAUUAACUCAGGAUAUGGGCACCCAGGACACUUCGCAGCUGGACCACAUGAAGGAGGCCAUGCGGCCGGCGGAGAAGGAGAUCGGGAUCGACACGGCUGCGGCCGUGGACGUGGGCGGUAUCGAGGUGGAGGACGAAAACGGGCCGCGCGGCGCUUCGAAUCCGUUGAACGCCAGCAGUGCGGCCGGCGGGAUCGGCGGCGCCGGCGGGCCAGCCGCGACGGAGGAAACGGAGGACUACUUGCAGGCCUUCUCCUCGCAACUGGAGGCCGACCGGGCCAUGUUCAAGGCGGAUUUCGCGAAGCCGAUUCCGGUCCGCACCAUGGAAGACUCCGUGUGGCUCAGUCUGAAGAACUUUCACGAGGUCAUGCGCAAGCGGGGCUACCAGAACGUGGCCAUGCCGGCCGUGCCUAAGCGGCACAUCCCGCUCGGCGUCAUCUUUUUAAGUUUCCGCACCCUGCGCGAGUCUUUGUGGCAGCCGGGCGUGUUCGAGUUCGACCGCCCGCUGCGCAUGAGCCAGCAGGGCAGAAUACGCUUCGACCUGGAAUUCCGCCCGAGGUUCUGGAACCCCCGACCAACCGUGGACCCCAGCGACUUGGCCAGGUUUUCUGAUUAAUUUUUUGUUUUUGCGGCUCUGUUCCUCCCUAGUUUCGAAUUGCAAACAAACAUGAUAGCGGGCUUUUAAUAGUACUUACUUGUUCACACCACCACCAGAAGGACGCUCCUCAUCCACUUCAGUUUACUGCUAGUAUCAUUUAAUGACAAUUCGGCGAACUGCUCUCAAAUCCGCAGGAGUGGUGCGCUUCUAUUCCCCAUCAUUAGUCCGUGUGGCAUUCGCGAUCCGCAAGAGCACCGUGCAGCUUUACCAAGCAACUUCUUGUUACAUGAAGUUGGAAAAAUAAUAGAAAGCCGUCACACUCACAGUAUGAUCAAUUUCGCCAGCAUAUUAAAUUUAAACCUUGUACAAAAUGACAGGUUCGCGCUGCCGUCGCGCGCGAUGGUCGAGGAGCACGAGACUUUUUUCACGUACAAGGACGGCAACCGGGACUAUGGAAACAAGAUUACGCCGAUCGAGGAGGACCCUUUGCGGCGGGAGAUGCGGGAGAUACACACGUUUGACGGCGGCAAGCUCAUGUUCAUGCCGCGGCAGAACCGGCCGCGGCCGCCGGGGCAGAAGGAGAUCGUGAACCAGAGCGGGCGGCCGGAGCCGGGCAAGGAGGUGAUUGCCGACCUCCGGAACUCGGACGCGGAGCAGCGGGCGAAGGAGCGGCGGGAAAAGAAGAAGAGGCGCAAGCAGCAUCAGACGAAGAAGAGUCUGUUCGCCGAGUUUUCCCGCGUGUUCCAGUUCGGGAAAAUGGCGGUCAAGUACGAGCGCGAGAAGUACACCGUCAAGAAGGCCUGGGACGCAAAGGUGCCGAAGCAGGACCAGUUUGCGGCGGUGCGGUUCGAACUGCCGCCGGCCCCCAUGCCGGACCACUUGGUGCAGGAGCCAAACGCGGAGCUGCACCCGGACGACGAGAGAAAGGUCGACAACUCGCGGUACUCCAACAGCGGGGGGCUGUAA